Messenger RNA from Saprolegnia parasitica CBS 223.65, 478 nucleotides. RefSeq lists its product as hypothetical. The record is from RefSeq and is a predicted model, not a curated record. NCBI's taxonomy places the organism in Eukaryota, Oomycota, Saprolegniomycetes, Saprolegniales, Saprolegniaceae. The coding region runs from base 18 to 443 and encodes 141 amino acids. The transcript has a single exon.
UCCAUCUUCCGACCAGCAUGCUCCAGCCCAACGAGGUCGACUGCAUGGUCCCGACGCUCAUCGAGGAGCGCAUGCGCCUGCAUGCCAUGGACGCCAACGACCAAGCAGCGACAAGCCUCGUUCUCGACCCGACAUGGAGCGACGACGAGGCGAGCGACGUGUACAUCCCGACGGCGUUCUUCACGUCGACGAGCGGGCUCGCCAUGUACUGUCCGCCGACGACGCUCGAGAUGCUCUCAACGAGCGACUGCACGAGCGAGGACGAGCCGACGAUGGGUCUCAGCAUGUACCUCGAGGCCUUCAACUUGCUCUCGCCGCGCCGAGGCGCUACGAAGCACCGCCCGUUAUGUACCAAGAAGAAGACCAUGAUCAAGAAGCGCAAGGCUGGCAAGGCGUCGACCAAGAAGACGGUCAAGCGCAGCGUCCAGCGCGCGUUCCUCUGAGCGCUUUUGUUCCUAUUUAUGAUGCUCGCAACCCU